Maniola jurtina (meadow brown) is the source of this 1061-nucleotide messenger RNA. It is a transcript of the gene E(spl)malpha, whose product is annotated as enhancer of split malpha protein-like. The transcript has a single exon. The record is from RefSeq and is a predicted model, not a curated record. NCBI's taxonomy places the organism in Eukaryota, Metazoa, Arthropoda, Insecta, Lepidoptera, Nymphalidae. Bases 349 to 822 code for a protein of 157 amino acids. Gene Ontology annotation, biological process: Notch signaling pathway; sensory organ development.
GAAAUUAGCUACUACGGCGUAGAGCUAACUAAAAGUUCUAAUAAGACGUAGACCGUACUACUCGUAUUGAAUUAUCUUCGUCCAUCUUUGCAUUACAAGCCCAAAGUUUAUCUAAUACAUUAUACUUGUUACUCCAAAGAAAACUUGCCGAAACAAAUUAAACUUUCAUGAAAAUAUCAAGCGAAUAAAAAAACACACACUCACACAUAGAGAGGGGAGCUUUUCACGCAUGCGCGGCCUUUGUGCCGGGGGCGGCCGGCCGAGUAUAAAUAACCGCUCGGCUCGAUCAGCCCUACAUUCCCGCUUGUAUUCUCACUAGCAACACACGCUCUCUAUAUCUUUCCCAAAAUGUCUUGCUACGCGAACAGCGAAUACAUCAUCGCGACUAACAACUCGAUGAACGAGAACAAAUACAACAGUGAAAAGAUGAAAAACAGUGGCUUCAAGGCGCUCCUGAAGCCAAUCAUGAAAAUGAUAAAGAAAACGACGAAGCGCGCUCCCACCAAAACGGUCGACACGUGUUACGAGGAAGACCAGAACGCGUGCAACGAGGCGCUCGAGAAGAAAAUCUACAGCGAGAUGGACGCGUGCCAGUCCGCCGCCUUCCUCGUCUCCAACCAAGAUGACUCCUACGACCUUGUGCCCAUCGCUCGUGAAGACUUCUACAUUCCGGUCCACUUCGCGCGCACGGACGCCGGCACCUUCUUCUGGACCACAGUUUCCAAGACCGAGGCCGACUUCGCUGCCGCCCACUGCUACACCGAAUGCCAAACAGCCGAACAACAACACCCCGUCUUCCAAGACCGCUGGGUUCAAGCCUAAAUGAAAUACGAAACAACAAUCAGUGUCUUCCGUGGAACCAGUGCCUUGGUUUCGGCAACCGUCUGUGAUGUUAGCUUUAAAUUAUUCUAUGGUGCCAUAAGUAUUAGGGUUAGGUAUUCGUGAUAGCUCCAGGAAAAGCUUUAAUUGUACUUUUUCACUUGGUGUUGUGAUAUUUUGAUAUUGUAUAAAAUUAUUUUAGAUGUAGCCGAUCUUAUUGAGAUCAUCCUUCCAAGCUUUAA